AUGGCGCCUGUGGUCCUGAACGAUGUUGCUAUGUUUGAUUUUGACCCAACGGCGGUCCCUCACCUCCCUGCUGAAGUAUUGAACAUUGUUGUCGCUUUCAUGGACAUUGCCACCAUUAAAGCAACACGCUUGACAAGCAGAUUCAUGGCAGAUGCCUUAGCUCCGUUUGUCCUUGACAAAGUCUGGAUCUCACCAGCUAAGGAGGAUCAGACUAAGCUGAGAGAGAUUUCGCAACACCCUACUGCACGCUUGAUCGUUCGGGAGAUAGCGUAUGACAGCACUGUCUAUUGUGGAAGCCUUUUCAAGCUAUCCGACUAUAUGAAGGCCUUAGGUACGAGCAACACUCUCGCCAAUUCAACCUAUCAUCAUGGUCGGUUCGGAAAUACCUCACCGGUGACAUACAUCGCAGCGGCAGUGAAACGUGGUCACAAUGUUUUCCAACAGUAUUACAGCGAACAACGGGAACUCAGCCUGAGCUAUCAAUGCCAGCAUUUCACCAGAACGGGCAUGGAAAGGAUAGACCUACCAGGGAUUAGAGGCCGUGGCAACCUACCAGAGCGGCUUGCCAGCAUUGAUCGGACCGGUCUGUCUGAAGUCAUACAAGACAUGAGCGUAAUCCCUUCCCUUCUCGAAUAUUUCGCUACAGAUCUCCGAUGCCUCCUAGAAACCCUUCCGCUUCUGCCAAACGUUCGACGCUUCACGAUCUCCGAUCAACGAUGGGUAAAAGAUCAGCGCAGAAGGUGGACGUGUCUUCCUGACGAAGCUGGUGCUUUUCCAAGGGACAAGUCUUUCAUGAUUCAGAGAAGACGUGAUACCGGUAACCGUCUCGGUUAUGAUGCUGUGAUCCUCGAUCCCAGACCAUGGCCCAGCAGCCAGGACAAAUUACCCAGAGGCAGUCAUCUUCCAACAUGGUACCGUGGCUUCUGGAUCCUGACGCAAGUGGCAUCAAUGCUCAAAUACGAGCAACUCAAGUCUUUCACGAUCGAUGCCGACGGCUACAGAAACAGCAGCGGCAUCUCCCACACCGUGCUCCGCGCCAUUGACCCCAUAAAGCUACAGCACACAGUCAACGCCUUCAAAUACCUCACUACUCUCAAGAUGGAGAUCAACACGCACGAGAAAGAUCCUUGGACAGACUUCCCUGCCACUCUUGCCGGCGGGAACAUAGCGAAGAUGCUGUGCGCGGCCGAGCGCCUUCGAAGCUUGGACCUGGCAUUCGAUUCCGCCGAAACCCAGAUCACAGAUCUGGACACUCUGGUUGGAAAGGACCACAUCUGGCCACAGCUGAAAGCUUUGACCCUCACCAAUAUGUGCUUAAAUGGGGAUCAGUGGGCGGAAUUCCUAACUCGGCAGGGCGGAGUGCUGCAAGAAUUGUCCAUGAUCGAGAUAUCCUUUUGGGAUCCCGACAACUCACGGCGCAUGAUGUUUACCACGAUUGAAGCCAUGGCACUCGAGUAUUUCUUCAUCGUUUUUUCCAGUGAAGGAAAUGCAACAGAGGCUCCCUGCCUGAAAACCGGAGGCGUUUCUGGCCGUGCAGAAAUCAAGCGUAUCGCGCGGGCCAUUGCGGCUGGUGAGAUGUCGCUGUGA
Letharia columbiana is the source of this 1587-nucleotide messenger RNA. RefSeq lists its product as uncharacterized. The record is from RefSeq and is a predicted model, not a curated record. NCBI's taxonomy places the organism in Eukaryota, Fungi, Ascomycota, Lecanoromycetes, Lecanorales, Parmeliaceae. Bases 1 to 1587 code for a protein of 528 amino acids. The transcript is spliced from 2 exons.